AUGGCAAAUGGCCGGGCAAAGAAAGAAGAAGUGGACUACGAUCACGGAUGGAAAGAGUUCCUCUACAACAAGCGACGUGGUACCUGCCUGGGUAGAACUUCGAAGAGUUGGUUCCAAAUUACCGUGUUCUACAUCAUCUUCUACGCCCUUUUGGCGGCGUUCUGGGUGGGAUGCCUGGCCAUUUUCCUCGGCACCCUCGACGACAAGGUCCCCCGCUUCUACGGCAAGGGCACGAUUAUUGGCAUUAACCCCGGUGUCGGCUACCAGCCAUGGCUGAAGGAGAACCCCGACUCAACGCUGAUCAAGUUCAACUUGAAAAACCCCGAGUCGUGGAAGCCGUACGUUGACCAGUUGGACGGCUAUUUGAGCAAGUACAAGAACACCAACGGAACCCGCGAAUGCGUCGGGGACGACAACAACAGCAACCUGCUCGCCGACGGCAGCGCAGCCAGGCCCUGCCGCUUCUCGCUCGCCGACUUCGACAAGGCCGGCUGCUCGGCCGCCAAGCAGUACGGUUUCAAGGAGGGCAAGCCGUGCGUCGUGCUGUCACUCAACCGUCUGAUCGGCUGGAGCCCGGUCGAUUUCGCGCCCAAUUCGGUGCCCGAGCAGGUCCGCGACCGCUACAAGAACGGCUCCAUUGCCCUUCACUGCGACGGAACUACCAACGUCGACAAGGAGCACAUUGGCAAGACGACGUACGUCCCCAAGGAGGGCAUCAGCGGCAAAUUCUACCCGUACAUCUUUGUCGACAACUACCACCAACCCAUUGCCAUGGUCCGCUUCGAAACCUUGCCACGAAACAAGCUGGUGCUCGUCGAGUGCCGUGCGUACGCCCUCAACAUCGAGCACGACAUCACCUCCCGAUUGGGCCUCGUCCAUUUCGAGCUGUUCGUCCAGGACAAGAAGGAG
Messenger RNA from Mesorhabditis spiculigera, 909 nucleotides. The record is from the annotation of a GenBank genome assembly. Lineage: Eukaryota; Metazoa; Nematoda; Chromadorea; Rhabditida; Rhabditidae.